UUGAAACACCCAAUGAAAUUGAGACUCCUUGCUGCUCUUGCUACAGUUGAUGAUUAACAAGCACAGGAUAACUGGACUGAUAAGCUGCAGUCUCUGUGAUUGGUGAAGAGGUGGAGAUGAUGGGGUGCUGAACGGGUUUAAAAGUCUGAUGCGUUUCAGGCAUCCGCUCUAAACCAGACACUGAAGACCUGAUCACCAUGGUGAAGACUAUUUUCCUGCUUCUCUCACUUUUGGCAGUAGGUGUAACAUCCUCAGAAAUUGAGAAGCGGUUGGUGUCUGCACAUUCGUGUGUCGAAACAGAGAGACUCCACCACGUGCAGGUGCUGUACGAACCUAUCAGCGGUGAUCCCCCCAUAAACUGCGGUGGCACACUCAUACAUAAGCAAUGGGUGAUCACUGCAUCACACUGCUAUGGCGGUUUAGACGGCACAUUGAAAGUGGAGCUUGGUGGCCACCCAAAGAUAUCCGCAAGUAAAAAACAACAAAUGACCAUUGACAACGCCAAUAUCCGCCAUCCAUUAUAUGAGCCCAUCAUAUUACUGAAGCUUCCAAAAUCCACUAACAUUAAGGCGGCUAUGCUGCCCUCAACAUGUGUGACCCCCAGUGCUGGACAGAAAUUACAGCUUUCUGGAAAAGGAGCCACUUCUGAAGAAGGUCCAGCUGCAGGAGAUUUGAUGUGCAUGGAAGUUAAUGCCCUCAUCAAGACUGAGUGUCCAGAAGCUUCUGAAACUGGCCCAAACUACAAGCAUAUCUACUGUGGAAAACCUGACAAGGAGGAAAUGAAAGUUUGCAAGGGGGACUCUGGAUCUGGUGUUCUGAAAAAAGAGCAAGUGAAAGGAAUGUUUAAUAAGAAGAAGAUAGUGGACAUUCUGUAUGGAGUUCUUAUCUCUGGACAUGGAGAAUGCGAGGACAAAUUUGUUUUUGCUGAUAUCUGUUCUAAUUCAUUAAAGAAGUGGGUAGACACUGUUUUGAAAUCCUAAAGACAGUUCACAAAAUUCUAAAUGCUUGUUUUCCUUCUUUGUCUUUUACAAGGUAGACUCAGUAAGUUAUUUAACACGUAUUAUUGUGUUUUUCCAAUAUAGUUGCUGUUGCAUAAUAAAUAUCAGUUCCUUAAAGAGUAACUAAACCCCCUGAUUCUUGCUGACUCAGCUCAAAUUUGAAGAGUAGUUUGGGAGGUACAAUGGGUGAUGUAUGGGUUUAGUGACAUGGCAGAAGGGAAAGCAGUUUGGGCUGAUAGUGGUGAGAUGCAGAUGGUUUUAUGUCACCAGGGAGCCUUAUUAUUGAUUGACUGGUUUGCAUAUUGUGAGUAUACAGACAUCUUAUACUGGGGAGGGUGCCAGCAGAGGGGGAAAUUACCACAAUAAAUCAUUUUUUAAAGGUUAGGAAAUUGUUUGGUAUGUAUGUAUAUGGUUUAGGAUUUAGUACCUCAGCAGCUUCACAUGUAUGUAAUGGAAGUUAAUGCAAAAAGUAAUUUUGGAGCAUUUGUAUUAGUCUAUUCAUCAAUAAUUUCAAUUAAAAACAUUGAACAUGUAAAAAAGUGUGUGACA
Molecule: messenger RNA, 1547 nt
Organism: Astyanax mexicanus (Mexican tetra)
Lineage: Eukaryota; Metazoa; Chordata; Actinopteri; Characiformes; Acestrorhamphidae
Product: trypsin-like
Exons: 5
Coding region: 198-980 (260 amino acids)
Biological process (GO): proteolysis
Molecular function (GO): serine-type endopeptidase activity
Source: RefSeq, a predicted model, not a curated record